Molecule: messenger RNA, 541 nt
Organism: Osmerus eperlanus (European smelt)
Lineage: Eukaryota; Metazoa; Chordata; Actinopteri; Osmeriformes; Osmeridae
Gene: mrps18c
Product: mitochondrial ribosomal protein S18C
Exons: 6
Coding region: 72-467 (131 amino acids)
Biological process (GO): mitochondrial translation
Cellular component (GO): mitochondrial small ribosomal subunit; ribosome
Molecular function (GO): structural constituent of ribosome; small ribosomal subunit rRNA binding
Source: RefSeq, a predicted model, not a curated record
CACGUCACCAAUACAGAAGAGCACAGGAUAUGCGUCCAAUAACAUCUUGAACAUUCUGUUAGGCGUACAAGAUGCUUGCUGUCGUUGGUUUUCGAGCUUUAAGACAGAUUGUUUCACAACAUGGAGUUCCAAAUCAUUCAAUUAGAAGUAUAUCAAGCGGGUCGCAUUUAGUCCAGAAGAGCGAUAUGCCUGUCCCAAUGGAGAACCCUUACAAGCAACCAGAGAAGGGCUGUGUUCUCACCGGCAUUACUGUGGACUACAGGAAUGUUCAGCUGCUGUCCCAGUUCAUAUCGCCUCAUACUGGUAGAAUCUAUGGAAGACACAUAACAGGUUUAUGUGGAAAGAAACAGAAGGAGAUCUCAAAAGCAAUCAAAAAAUCUAUUUCCAUGGGUUUCAUGUCAGUUACCCACAAGCACCCCCAGUUUAUGAAAGACCCCAACAUAUGUGACAUCAGACACCUUGAAUAAUCAUCUUAUAUUAUGGAAUCCAAUCCUGAAUUGUUCAUAUGAAUUGUUUAUUAAAGUAUUUGUUAACCCUGGAA